AUGGCAGGUUCUUUAUCUCCCCCUGCUGGCUGUGGGAUUGGUAGAUGUUGGGCAGGCAUCAAAAGACGUGCUCUUAGAUGGAGCAACAGUAGUAAGUCUACCUUGACUAGUUUUGAUGAUCGGUAUAAAUUGGGAAAAGAAUUAGGGUCAGGAAACAAUGGUGUUGUUCGUGAGUGUUACGACAAAAAAAAUAAACAGACUUGCGCAUGUAAAUCCAUCGCAAAGGAGAGACUCGUAAAACCAGAUGACAUCCCAAAUGUGAAGCUAGAAGUUGAUAUAAUGAAAAGAUUAUCUGGGCAUUCAAAUAUUGUGAAUCUUAAGGAAGUUUAUGAGGAUGCAAAUUCUUUCCACUUAGUAAUGGAACUAUGUGCUGGCGGGGACCUUUACCAUCAUAUGCAGAAAUCCAAGAGGCUCUCAGAGUUCAAUGCUAGGCUUCUUUUUCGACAACUCGUUCUUGUUGUUGCGUAUUGUCAUGAAAACGGUGUUGUUCACAGAGAUUUGAAGCCUGGAAACAUUCUUCUGGCAACAAAAGGCUCAAAAAGGAACAUUAAAUUGACUGAUUUUGGCAUCGCCACUUACUUUCAACCCGGUGAGACGCUUCAAAAAGGAACCGGGACUCCACAUUAUGUAGCUCCAGAGGUGCUAACAGGCAAGGGUUACAACAACACAGCGGAUAUUUGGAGUGCCGGUGUUAUUCUUUACUUUCUUCUUGGUGGGAAAGUACCAUUUACUGGACCGACAAAAUUGAAGAUCCUUCAUGCUGUUGUGGCCGGGCAACUGCGUUUUCCAUCUGAUCCCUGGGAACAAAUAUCUGCAUCUGCCAAAGACUUGAUUAGUAAAAUACUACGCCUUGAUCCUGCAAAGCGGAUAACUGCUCCUCAGAUUCUUGAUCAUCCGUGGAUGACUCAAGAUGUUAAUUCAGUAUCGUAG
Molecule: messenger RNA, 930 nt
Organism: Papaver somniferum (opium poppy)
Lineage: Eukaryota; Viridiplantae; Streptophyta; Magnoliopsida; Ranunculales; Papaveraceae
Product: calcium-dependent protein kinase 3-like
Exons: 1
Coding region: 1-930 (309 amino acids)
Biological process (GO): protein autophosphorylation; peptidyl-serine phosphorylation; intracellular signal transduction
Cellular component (GO): cytoplasm; nucleus
Molecular function (GO): ATP binding; calcium/calmodulin-dependent protein kinase activity; calmodulin binding
Source: RefSeq, a predicted model, not a curated record